This is a messenger RNA of Histoplasma capsulatum G186AR, 1247 nucleotides long. Its product is annotated as DUF1713 domain-containing protein. Gene Ontology annotation, cellular component: mitochondrion. Bases 78 to 1247 code for a protein of 389 amino acids. Gene Ontology annotation, biological process: mRNA processing. The record is from RefSeq and is a predicted model, not a curated record. Lineage: Eukaryota; Fungi; Ascomycota; Eurotiomycetes; Onygenales; Ajellomycetaceae. The transcript has 2 exons.
CGCCGACUGUGCACUCGCACAAGAGUUCUCCAUUGCUGAACUCGUGCGGCUGCAUUCCGCAUUCCACGAUACCAACCAUGUUCCCCUCCUCAGCUCGUUUCCUUGCUCGCUCGAGCCCAGUCAUCACGCUCCCACCUCCCGCUCGUCCCUCAACCGCCGUAGGUCGCCUGUCAAGAUCCCGUAGCCACCAACGUCGAUACUCAUCUUCUAAACCUCCCGUUCCCCCAAGUGACGGCUCCCGGGGCAUUGAUACCUCGUCACAAUCUCCCACUAAGAGCGUGAGCCCGUCGAACAAAGAAGGUGCCGAGAAGCGCGAGGGGAAACCGGCGAAACGACGAGGUGGCAAAGAUAGCAGCAAUGUCUCUGCUAAAUCAAAAAACAAUGAGCCCUUUCUAAACCUUCCCAGUGUUCCUUCUACACAGCAUCUUCACCCUCAUGAUAUCCAUGUAGCAUCCUUCUUCUCGACGCAUCGACCGAUAUCCGUCACAACGUCUGUGCCAUCAAAUUCCAACCCAGAUGCUUUUGAUGCCAUUUUUUCUUCGAAGAAAUCAUCCAAACCCCGGCCAAACGACGUCAUAUAUACCCUCUCCUCAGUAGUCAACUCUAUCGAAGGGGUAUUACCCAACACUCAAUCUAAUCACCCUGUAGGGAACAACAAUUUAGGAAAUGCUAUCUCUCAGGGAUCUGCCAAAACUGUGGACUCCGAUCACUUCAGCAACCCCGAUGACCUCCCAAUGGACGACCUCCGCAUCUCCAUCCAGGAUUUCGCAAAGAAGCUCCGACCAUUCAACCCCCCGCCACCGCCAGUCCCUAUGGAAAGUUUCGGAGAACAAGAUGCCACCCUAGAAGCUGAAACCACCGAAGCCGCUGAAUCUGAACUUCAAGAAGAUGUGAAGGAACAAAGCUACUCCACCCUCCUUACCAUCACCGAAUCCACUCACGGCGACGGCCGCAAGACCUACGAAGCCCACAGCUCACCGCUCGUCCGCAUUGAUAACAAAGACGCCCCUUCAUCCUCUGUUUACGAAGGUGAAAAAGUGAUACAAGACCAGGGAGGCUUAUUUUCAAUAUCAGAGCCGGAGAUGAACCGCCAUCGACAGCAGCAUCGUGUGCCGCAUUCAAUGGGCCGGAAAGUUUACUACGCCAUCAGCGUCAAGAGACAGCGUAAAUUGAAAAUGAAGAAGCAUAAACAUAAAAAACUAAUGCGGAGGACGAGGACGCUGAGACGGAAAUUGGAUAAAGCAUAA